AUGCCGCAGCUGUUCGCCAUCGCCAUCCUCAAGCACAAGGGUCCCGAGACAUCUCCCACCCUUCUGAGCACUGAGUACGAGCUCAGCUCGUUCAACUUCUUCAAACGCGGCACCGUCCAGGAGCUGGUGACCUUCUUCAUAAGGCAGGUCGUGCAGCGCACGCGCCCUGGCGAGAAGAACGUCAUCGAUGAGGGCGAUUAUGUGUGCCAUGCGUACGUCAGCGGGGAGAAUCUGGCAGCAGCGGUCAUCACCGACAAGUCUUACCCAACGCGGGUGGCUCUCUCCCUGUGCGCGCUCUCGCUGUCUGAGUUCCGAAGCGCGAAUGGAGACAAGUGGGUCAACUUCAACACCGACACCCAGAUGGCGACGCCGUCGAUCAAGGAGCUCCUCACGAAGUACCAGAAGCCAGACGAAGCCGACAACAUCUCGCGCAUUCAGAAGGAACUAGACGAGGUGAAGGAGAUCCUGCACCAUUCGAUGGAAGAUCUGCUGAAUCGAGGGGAGAAGCUGGACAGCAUCAUCGAGCGAAGCGAAGAUCUGAGCGCAUCCAGCAAGCAAUUUUUGUGGCAGGCCAAGAAGACGAACCAGUGCUGCUCCUACUACUAG
Molecule: messenger RNA, 606 nt
Organism: Acanthamoeba castellanii str. Neff
Lineage: Eukaryota; Discosea; Longamoebia; Acanthamoebidae
Product: lethal (1), putative
Exons: 1
Coding region: 1-606 (201 amino acids)
Biological process (GO): endoplasmic reticulum to Golgi vesicle-mediated transport
Cellular component (GO): Golgi apparatus; membrane
Molecular function (GO): SNAP receptor activity
Source: RefSeq, a predicted model, not a curated record